AUGGUAGGGAGUGGAACUGGCAUUUGUACGAAUACGGACGGAGGCUGUCGGCGGUUUUGGGUGGGUUCUUCUGGCGGACGGACGGAUGGGAAGGGACUGGGUUUUGGGAUUCAGUAUGGACCUGAAAACGGCGUUGGCUUUUCCGGUUCUUGCUUUUUUUUUUUCUUUUUCUUCUUUUUUGCCUCCAACGCGUUUUCCUCUCUCUUCGCUUCUACCCGUCUCCAGCUCUUCUGCAGUUUUCUGCCAUUGGUCAGUUUUGCGGAACGGUUUUCCCCUCCAACUUUCUUUCUUUUCUUUCCCCUGACUUCUUUCACGCUCUUGACAGUGGGUCGUUACAUCUCACGAAUCAGUCCAAGUCGCAGAGCAACGACAAGUUGUCACGUGGAAAGACGACUAGAUCUGAAAGGGAACCGGAGGAGAGUAUGGAAGAUGGCUGAAGGGCGGAAUGAAGCGGACGCGAAACCAAAAAAACUUUCCUUGAACCUCGUUUGA
Molecule: messenger RNA, 492 nt
Organism: Colletotrichum abscissum
Lineage: Eukaryota; Fungi; Ascomycota; Sordariomycetes; Glomerellales; Glomerellaceae
Exons: 1
Coding region: 1-492 (163 amino acids)
Source: RefSeq, a predicted model, not a curated record